CUGGGUGCUGUUGGAGCAGGAGGCGGGAGCUGAGCAAGGGGCGAGGCCUGGAGGAACCUGAAGCGGCUCUGGUGUUGAACGCGACGGCGGCUUCACUGCGGGGUUGUCACUGUGAAGCCCAAUCUUGCCUCGGGUACUGAGUGUCUGGAUUACAGUGUGAAAAGUGGAUCAGGUGACUCAUAUGCUAAAGGAUGGUACGGUCAAGAUCCAGAUCCCCCAGGUGGAAACAAAGGUCAUUAUCACCACAAUCUAGGAAUUUUGAAUACUAUGAGGAAAGACAUUUCCAUGGGCAUUAUGAUCCUGAAUAUAGAGAUGAUCCAAAAAGACCCUUUACUUGGAGACUGGACGAUGAGAAACGUUUACAGAAUAAACUAAGGAUUUCCCCUCGUGUGAAUCCUUAUUAUCGGUCUUAUGAAAAUAGAUCACCUUCCCCAAAUAUAAAGUCUGUAGAAAAAUUUGACACAUAUAAUCCUCACCAAGAAUAUUACCCUGGAAGAGGGGAUGAUGACAGAAGAUCUCAAUAUAUGCCCACAUACUCAGAAAGUGCAACAACCUAUACAGAGCAUGAAAGGGAUUGCUAUUCCCCCCAAAUGCAAGGAAGGUUUAUUCCUGAAGAGCACAGAGUUAGAGGAAGUGGGAGAGGAGGGAAGCCAUCUCAGAUGUCACUGGAAGAUUCCUUUGGAUUUGAAGAGACAUGGCAUGAAGAUGAAUUGAGACACCAGAGGGUCCAAGAAGAAAACUAUCCUCAGUCACCCAGAAGAGGCUCAGAAGACUUUGAUGCAAGGAACCCUUUUCAGAAGAGGUAUCCUGAGGAUCAUGAUUUCAGAAAGUAUGACUACACACCAAAAAGACCUAUAGAUGCAGCAAGGUAUGAAACUAGAGAGCCGGCCAGAAUCUCAAAGUGGAAGCCUGAGCAUUCUUUUGUACCUUUUCAAGAGAAGGAUGAAGAGUGGAGCUACGGAUCACAAAGCCAUAGAUACACUGAGAGAGAAUACCCAGAGCUGAUUUCAGCAACCAGAGUAUCUUAUGACUACCGUCACAAACAUCAUAAGCUUUCAGACAGUGAGCAGGACUUUCCUGAUGAGAGAUUUCAGAAGUACUUGAAGGAAGAAGACAGAAAAUACAGUUCUCUGAAAGUUUCUGGAAAUAGAGAGUCAGAUUUUUUCAGUACUGCAAGAGGAAGAGAGAAUGAAAAUGAUCAGGUCAAUGGGCCCUUUCAACUAUACAAGAAAGACUGCAUUUCCUAUACUAAUACAAAUAUAAAGGAAGCUGAUUUGGGGCCUUGCAAUGACAAAUGGAAGAAAAAAAUAAAUAAAGAAGAUUGCAGAAAAGAGAGUGCCUCUUCUAGUAAACAACCUGAUGCAAGCCCAAAGCAUGAAGAGAAACGAUAUUCAUUUGUCAAGAAGAAAUCACUUUCUGUUCAAGUAGAUGUGAACAAGAGGAACACAUUUAGGUCCACUUCUAGAUACUCUGCAGAGAGGCAGCUAUCACAUGAUUUGGUUGCUGUGGGCAGAAAAGCUGACAAUUUUCAUCCAGUAUUUCACCAUCUCAACUCACCUCAGAACCCUGAAGACAAACCUGCAGAAGAGUUUGCUCAGGAAAUCAUCACACUAAUCCAUGAAGUUAAAGCAAGUUGUUUUGCACCAUCUAAUGUUACUUUAAACGAGCGUUUCUCAAGAAUACAAAACAGACAUGAUGCAGAUUUCAAUGAAAUGAAAUUGAAUUCAGAUCCAGAAUUUCACAGGAGAAUAGAUAUGUCUUUGGCCGAUCUUCAGAAUAAGCAGACUAUGGUAUAUGAACCAGAUGAGACUCUUGUCAAAGUAAUAGAGCCAAAUGACCUGCGACAUGACAUUGAAAGAAGGAGAAAAGAGCGAUUACAGAAUGAAGACGAGAACAUUUUUCAUAUGACUAGUCCUACAGAGAGGAAUCAUCAGUGUCCCAGUUUUUCAAAGAACUAUACUAUGCAGAGAAACGAUGGCAUUACUCAGAAGAUAUUUAGAGUUGAAGAAAAUCAUCAAAACAGAAGAGGCCCUAGAAGGUCUUUCAAGAACUUUUUGGGUGGCAGAUUCCAGCCCCAUUUUAAGUCACAUCUGGUACGGAAGAGCUUGUAUAUUCAGGCUAAAUACCAGCGUUUACGGUUUGCUGGACCAAGGGGAUUUAUUACCAAUAAAUUCAGAAACAGAUUUCUGAGGAGAAAAAAGGAAUACACUAUAUUGCCACAGAAAACCAACUGGGAAUUGUUGCAAUGGAACUGGCCCUACAUGAGGACUUAACUGAGGAUGUAACUGAGCAUCUUGUUUGGUCAGGAAUUGGAAUUGACACUAAGACACUAAUACUGUAACUUUCUUGAUAAAAUAUCUUUAUUUUUCAGUAGUGGAAUACUGCAACUUUUUUACACUUAACAAUCACUGUUAAUCACUGUUAAUUCAGUUUUAAAGUUGUAUUUAACUACAACUCUUUUGCAAAAACUCUCAGCAGGAUCAUUUGGGGGCAUUAUUUGUUGAUACAUCCUUUUCUGAGUAUGGUUUCACCAAGAGAAUUUAAUCAAAUUAUAUCUAAACAUUUAUAUGUUGAAAGCUUUGUUUAUGUUAUAAAAACAAACAUCAGAAUUAUAUAGUGUCUAUACAUGAAAUAACUUUAAACAGUGGCCUUACAGUAGCAAAUUUUAUACUGGCUUUUCUUUUUCUGAUGACAUUUUGACUUCUAACUUGAAGUUUUCUGAAGUUUCUGGAGAUCAAGGCCUAUGUACAUCAUCCAUUUCAUAAUCAAAUAUAAAAAGCCUAGAGAAAAGGUGCGCCUUCUCCAUCGGGUCAUGGCAAGUGCACUGAACUGUUAGUAAAUGUGUGUCUUGGGUAUUCCCAUGACUAUUUGCUCUUUUCUAGUUUCAAAUGCUAUUGUGGAAAAUAUGUAAGGAUUUUGUAAUCUCUAUUCCAUCUUCUUUUCCCUCAGGGCAAGCUUGUGCAUAUUAUAUUUUUAAAGGCUUUUAAAAUCUGACAGACAAAAUUACAUAUUUGAACAUUGUACUUUACUACUGUGGUAUUAGACAUUUUGCGGACCCAUCUUACAGAGGGCAUAUCUUUGGUUCAGUUGAUAGGUGUUAUAUGCCUACUAUAUGUAAGAUAGGGUCCAUGAGAUUUUCAAUACAGUCUGUAGGUCCUGAAACUUACUUCUUUGUUUUCUUUCCUUCUGUUUAAAAGUACAUACACAUUCCCAGUCAAAUUUUUGUGAAAUAUUUAUUUGUAAGAAAAUAAAAUAUUGUUGCUCUUUCUGCUUGAAGCUAUUACCUGGCAGUUGGUGAGAACAUGCUUUUAAUUCUUUAUGAGACUGACAACUCUGGGUAAUCUUUGUUGAUGUUGAAUACUGGGGAAACACAUAAUGAUGUAUAUUUUCCUUAUUUUCUUUUUUAAAUUUUUAUUUAAAUUCUUUCUCAUACAAGGACCACUCUUCUUUAAGUGGGUCAGUGAUAAGGGACGUUGGAGCUUUGAUUCGGUGUUAACUGGAUGAUGAAUAAACGACCUGAUUUUUGUACUGUGUGCCAUUCCUAGAAAUCAGGUUUUCCAACCCUCCUAUACAUGAAACUGGGGCUAAGGAGAAAAUCAUGUAUGCAGUAAUAUGGCAAGUUUGCAUUGACUCAGUACAUAAAAAAAAACUACUUUAAUUUUUUUGAGUCAGGGUCUAAUGUAGCCCAGGCUAAUGCAGAACUCAGUAUAUAGCUGAGGAUGAAUGACACUGAGGAUCUCUAGAGUGUUGGGAUUACAGGCAUGUUGCCACCAUUUGUGGUUUUUAUAAGGUGUUUCAUGCAUGUUAUGCAAGAACUCUGCCAGCUGAACUACAUCCUCAGUCCAUCAAAUUCAAUUUUUUAUUUUAUUAUUUUAUGUGUAUAGAUGGUUUUUACUGCAUGUGUAUCAUGCCAUGCCCACAGAGACCAAAAGACGACG
Molecule: messenger RNA, 3938 nt
Organism: Microtus oregoni (creeping vole)
Lineage: Eukaryota; Metazoa; Chordata; Mammalia; Rodentia; Cricetidae
Product: BCLAF1 and THRAP3 family member 3-like
Exons: 13
Coding region: 192-2273 (693 amino acids)
Biological process (GO): positive regulation of transcription by RNA polymerase II
Cellular component (GO): mediator complex
Molecular function (GO): DNA binding; transcription coregulator activity
Source: RefSeq, a predicted model, not a curated record